AUGAAUCUUAAUUAUUCAAAGACUUCAAUACAUCUAGCUAAUUUUAUUGCUACAAUAUUUUAUAUAAUUUGUUUAACAUUAUUACCAAAUAGUUGUAAUGGUCAUGGAAGGCUGAUUGAGCCACCAAGUAGAGCAAGUGCAUGGCGUUAUGGUUUUCAAACUCCACCAAAUUAUAAUGAUCAUGAAUUGUACUGUGGCGGAUACCAAAGGCAAUGGAGCAAAAAUGGUGGAAAAUGUGGUGAAUGUGGUGAUGCCUGGGAUUUACCCAAACCUAGACCACAUGAAUUUGGUGGUAAAUGGGGACAAGGUGUUGUUGUUAGAAAAUAUAAUCCUGGUAGUGAAAUAACUAUUAGAGUUGAAUUAACUGCAAGUCAUAUGGGUUAUUUCGAAUUUAGAUUAUGUCCUGAAAUUAAAGCAAAACAAGACUGUUUAGACAAGAAUUUAUUAAAAAUAAUAACUGGAGUACCAUUAACACCAAUGCCGGAUGACCUAGACACCAGAUUUUAUCCAAGAAAUGGUAGCCGAAUUUAUGAAAUCAAAGCUAAAUUGCCAAAUGACAUGAAAUGUAAUCAUUGCGUAAUGCAAUGGCGAUAUGUUGCUGGCAAUAACUGGGGUAUGUGUGAUGAUGGUGUCGGUCAAGUUGGUUGCGGACCGCAAGAAGAAUUUCGAGCUUGUGCUGAUAUAUCAAUUGGUGAAACUGGUCGUGCUACAAUACGUCCAAUUAUACGGCCUGGUGUUAAAAUACCUACAACAAAAACUUCAACAAAAACAACAGAAAAGACACCAACAGAAGAAGAAACAACCAAAGAUACUACCACAAGCGAAGAAUUACCAGAAACAAUACCAUAUAUUGCUCCAAUUAUUAUUUUACUUACACUGCUUAUUGUUAUUUGUAUAUUGGCUACCAUUUAUUUGUAUUACUAUCAUGGCAAAAGAGUUAAAGAACUUUUACGCUGGCAACGUAGAAAAGAUGUUAAUGAAAAUUCAGAAAAUAAUGAAGAAUAUAAGAAUAAUUGUGAGAAAACAAAAUCACAUUUUUUCGCUCCAAUAAUUAUUAAUCCGCCUGUACCACCACCAAGAAACAAAAGACCAUCACAAUUUAAAAGUUUUACACCGGAACAAUCAAGUGUCGCUUAA
Condylostylus longicornis is the source of this 1137-nucleotide messenger RNA. RefSeq lists its product as uncharacterized. The record is from RefSeq and is a predicted model, not a curated record. Lineage: Eukaryota; Metazoa; Arthropoda; Insecta; Diptera; Dolichopodidae. The transcript is spliced from 3 exons. The coding region runs from base 1 to 1137 and encodes 378 amino acids.